AUGUCGUCUCUGUGUGUGCGAUGGCACCGCGGCGUGUUGAGAGUGUACGGGCGGGUUCCCGGCGGUGAGGCGGACGCUUCCUUGACAUACGUGCGCUCCAGCGACCCAGUGUCGCUGAGCUCUGGAGUUUGCGGCUGCUGCGGGCCGUUGAGGCCUCGUUACAAACGUCUAGUGGAUAACAUCUUCCCUGAGGACCCAAAGGAUGGUCUGAGUAAGUCGGACAUGGAGAAGCUGACCUUCUACGCCGUGUCUGCUCCGGAAAAGCUGGACCGCAUCGGGGCGUACCUGGCGGAGCGACUCAGCCGCGACGUGGUGCGACACCGCUACGGGAAUGUGGUGAUUGCUAUGGAGGCCCUGGACCAGCUUCUCAUGGCGUGCCACUCGCAGAGCAUCAAACCCUUUGUGGAGAGCUUCCUGCACAUGGUGGCCAAGCUGCUGGAGUCCCGAGAACCGGACCUGCAGGUUCUGGGGACCAACUCGUUUGUUAAAUUUGCCAACAUCGAGGAGGACACUCCGUCUUACCACCGCCGCUACGACUUCUUCGUGUCUCAGUUCAGUGCCAUGUGUCACUCCACCCACGAGGACCCAGACACCAGGAGCAGGAUCCGCGUGGCGGGAAUUAAAGGCUUGCAGGGGGUGGUCCGAAAGACUGUCAACGACGAGCUCCAGGCCAUCAUCUGGGAGCCGCAGCACAUGGACAAACUGAUCCCGUCCAUGCUAUUUAACAUGCAGGACGCUGACGACCUUGACAGGAAUGGGGCGGGGCACCCCAGCACGCCAUGCGUGUCCGUUCAGGACGGCGAGGAGAACCCGUCCACGUUAGCGGAGAGCUGCUUCCGGGAACUGCUGGGACGCGCAGCCUACGGCAACAUGAACAACGCUGUGAGACCUGUGCUGGUGCACCUGGACAACCAUCACUUGUGGGAGCCCAAUGAAUUUGCAGUCUCCUGCUUCAGGAUCAUCAUGUACUCAAUCCAGGCGCAGCACUCUCACCACGUCAUCCAGCAGGUCCUGGGCCACCUUGAUACCCACAACAAAAACACCCCCAGGGUGCGCGCUGGCAUUGUGCAGGUGCUACUGGAGACUGUGGCCAUCGCUGCCAAAGGCUCCGUGGGUCCCACGGUGCUGGAGGUGUUCGACACGCUGCUCAAGCACUUGAGGAUGAGCGUGGACCUAGAACUGGGCGAGAGUUCGCGCAGGAACUCGGCCUGCAGCGCUUCAUCGGGCCGCGCCAAGGAGAGCGACGAGCGCAUCGUGCAAAACGCCAUCAUUCGGACCGUUGGAUUCUUUGGGGGAAACCUGCCUGACUACCAGAGAGCUGAGGUGAUGAUGUUUAUCAUGGGCAAGGUGCCAGUCUACGGGACCCCCUGCCACGCGUUGGACACCGUCAAGAUUGGGCAUCAGGGAACCAAAAGGAUCCAGACCAUGCUGCUCAGCUCCCUCAUUAUGGUGACAUCGGGUUUCAAGUCCAAGUCGAUGACGGGCGCGCUGCCGUCCCCCUUCCUUGACCCGCUUUUGUCCAUCUCGCUGAUGGAGGACGGCGAGCUGCGGCAACUGGUGCUGGAGAUCUUGCACAACAUCAUCGACAGACACGACAACCGCGCCAAGCUCCGAGGCAUCAGGAUCAUCCCCAACGUGGGCGCUCUGAAGAUCAAACGAGAAAAGAUCUCCAAGCAGGAUGUGGCCUUCAUGAAGAAGCACGGCCAGCAGCUGUACCGCCACAUCUACCUGGGCUGCAAGGAGGACGACAACGCGCACAAGAACUUCGAGCUGCUCUUCACCACGCUCGCCGUCCUCACCAUCGAGCUGGCCAACGAGGACGUCGUCAUUGAGCUCGUGCGACUGGCCGUCGCGCUCCAGGACAUGGCCUUGUCCACGGAGGAGAAUUUGUCCAUGUGGCUGCGCUGCAGCGUCUUGGCCUUAGUGGCGGCGUACCUCAACUUCCUCGGCCAGAUGAUCGCGAACACCGCCUUCUGCCAGCACGUCAGCAAGGUCAUUGAGCUGAGGAACAUGGAUGCUCCCUACCUUCUCCCGGAACACGUCUUCAGGGACAAGUGCUCGCUUCCCGAACGCUUGGACAAGGACGAUGCGGCGCUCUUCUUUCAGAGCGCCGAUAUGGCCGACAGUCUGGCGGGGGCGGGCUAUAACGCAGACAGACUCAACGUUCCUUACGUGCCGCAGGUCACAGAUGAAGAUCGUCUGACCAGGAGGAAGAGCUUGGUGGACACCGUCUCGCUGCAGGUGGACAUCUUGGCCAGCAGCCUGCCCGACAAGUCGCAACUUGCCGAGGAGAUCACCUUCGAGACCCUGAAGAAAGCUAUUGACACGAGCGUCCUGGAGGAUCAAGAACGCGAGCGUCGUCGUCAGGUGAUGGAGAAAUUCCAGAAAGCGCCGUUUGAAGAGAUCGCCGCGCACUGCGAGUCCAAGGCCAACAUGCUGCACGAGCGUCUGACGCACAUCUUCGAACUCACUAUCAGACCUCCCCCGAGUCCGUCCGGCGUGGUGUCCGUAUCUUCGGGCCACGCCCAGCACCAGUCCGUGCCCGUCUAUGAAAUGAAAUUUCCUGACUUGUGCGUCUACUAA
This is a messenger RNA of Nerophis lumbriciformis (worm pipefish), 2583 nucleotides long. The record is from RefSeq and is a predicted model, not a curated record. NCBI's taxonomy places the organism in Eukaryota, Metazoa, Chordata, Actinopteri, Syngnathiformes, Syngnathidae.